This is a messenger RNA of Acanthosepion pharaonis, 1302 nucleotides long. Lineage: Eukaryota; Metazoa; Mollusca; Cephalopoda; Sepiida; Sepiidae. The record is from the annotation of a GenBank genome assembly.
AUGCGUUAUACAACAGAGUCAACUGAUGAACAACAGAAUAAUAAUUGUGAAAUUGUUUUAGCAAGGCCACGUAAUAUAUAUCACUCAGAUUCUCUUCAUAUACCAUGUUCAGUGAAUCUUGAUUCUUUGUGUAUUGCUAGUGCUGGGGAUUUUGUGGAAAUGUGUGAAUUGUGUUCACAUAUAAAUGAACUUUCAUUAUCAUCUAACCAACUUACAUCACUAAAAGAGAUAAUCCAUAUUAUGACAGCUACACCAAAACUGGAGUUUUUGAACCUAAAAUCCAAUCCACUGCAAAAUGAUUUGAUGUUUCCCAACCAGGAUGAACUCAGUUCCAGUUCCUCAGAGAAACAGGAAACAAUAGAUGAUUUACAAGUGAAACAAGUUCCAUUACUUCCAGUCUCCAAUUAUAGUUUUCCUAACCUGAAUUUUCUAGUCUUAAAUGACACUCAAAUAACGUGGUCUGCCCUUCAUCAGCUAUUGCUUAUUUGUCCCAAAAUUCAAGAACUUCAUUUGAGUCUGAUUGGUUUUAAAGAAGUUGAUUUACCUGCAGAGUUUUCUUAUGGGGAAUUAUUGCGACUUCAUUUCAAUUAUAAUCAAAUCACAGACUGGAAUAAAUUAUUGCAACUUGGUUACUGUUUUCCUAAACUUGAAAAACUGGUGAUGUCAGAUACAGCAUUCAAUUCACUUCCUGAACAAUCACAGUGUGUGUCUGCUUUUCCUGAACUUUUAGCACUCUCCAUAAGCAACAAUUGCUUAAACGAUUGGGAAGAAGUGGAAAAAUUAUGUUACUUUCCUAAACUUAAGCAAGUUAGACUUAAUGGUUCUAAGAUAUUAAAGGAUUAUAUCCCAAAAGAGUGUACAGCCUUUUUGAUUGCAAGGCUGCCAAAUAUACAAAUACUGAAUGGCAGAGAAGUUACUGACAAAGAAAGAGAAGAUGCUGAAAGGUUCUUUUUACGUUAUUAUCAAGAUGCAGAAAACAAGCCUUACAGGUAUAAUGAAUUGCGACUUCUGCAUGGAGAUCUAAAGCCUUUGCUAGAUUUGAAUCUUUGUGAUGAUGGCCUCAAAGUCAUCAUGGUAUUUUUAGAUAAGUCACAGGAAAUGAUACUUGAUGGAAAAAAAACAGUUAAGGAGUUAAAAGUAUUACUAAAAGAUUUUGUUGGACAUCCACCAUCCAAAUUUCGCCUUCUUCACUUUACAAAGAGUCCUGAGCCUGCCGUUCUAGCAAUUAUGGAUGCAUCAAAUAGGUCUCUCCAUAGCUUCCGUAUCCAAGAAAAUGAUGAAAUCCACAUACAGCUCAAAUAA